GCGGCGGGGCGGGCCACGUCAAGCGGACGGCGUGGGGCUGAACUUGUAGCAGAAGGGAGAAUCUGCAUACAUACCUGCAAGAGAAGCAAAAAUGUCAGAUGAUAUCAGGAAAAGGUUUGAGUUUCCAAAUUCUCUUAUCCAAUCACAGGCUGUGGGUCAUCUUAUUGCUGCAGUCCUGAAGGAAAAUGGUUUUUCAGAAAAGAUCCAUCAGUCCACAAACCAGACUCCUGCUUUGAACUUGCUGUGGGAGAAGUGUUGCAGUGAUAAUGUAGUGGUCCGGACAGCCUGCUGUGAGGGCCUGGUGGCGCUUGUUGCUCAGGAUCACGCGGAGUUCAGCUAUGUUCUCAAUGGGAUACUCAACCUGAUUCCAUCCACCAGGAAUACACACGGCUUCCUAAAAGCCAUUAUGAAAUUAUUACAAAUGCAAGCUGUUAAGGAAGGACAAGCUGGGGAGAAGAACAUUCAGGGUAUAUAUUCUAUUAGAAGUCACCCUCAGCCUUUGAUCACGGUGCUUGAACACAGACCUGAUUGCUGGCCAGUACUUUUGCAGCAGCUGACAGCUUUUUUCCAGCAAUGCCCUGAAAGGUCAGAAGUUUCGUGUGUCCAAAUAAUGGCACCAUUUCUAUGGUAUCUCUAUUGUGAACCAUCCCAGUUACAAGAAUAUGCUAAACUCAGACUAGCCCUGAUAAAAGUCUUACUUCAACCCUGGGCUCCUUGUGACAAAGAAGAGCCAUCAGUGUUGGAACAACAGAUACUUCAGCUGUGUUGCGACAUGGUUCCAUGCUUACAGAUAAAAGAUUUGAUGCAGACCACAGAAGUGAUGCUGUUCAUGGAGGAGGUAUAUUUAAGCCUUUCGCGUCAUCCUGUUUUCUGGAAAAUUCAGCUUACCCAGCUGACCCUUCAGCUGCUGUGUGUCUGUGAAGUCAGCUUAAAGAUAACUGGGGAAUGCUCAUCUUUAAUUCACCUUUUGGCAAACAGUGUUGAACUUCUGAGGGAGGAUUUUCCUGUUGAACUGGUCAUGAUUGGAAUAGCUUUGCUGCUUUUACAGACUCCAGCAAGUCAGCAGAAGCCCAUCUUAAGUCUCGCUUUGAAGCUCCUCUCUUUUGCUGAGGGUCAGAAAAUUCCACAGUCAUCCUCGCUGCUGGUAAUGCCAGUCCUGCAGAUAUUAUCUUCUACUGCCUUGGAAGACUGCAUGUCCAUGGAUGAAGACGGUCCCUCGCGGCAGCAGUUGGCUCUAAAGCUUCUGGAAGCAGUACAGCAGGAGUGCUGUAGAGAUGACCGCCAAAAGCUGUCCUACAAGCUUGCAUUUCCCAUAACCAGCACAUAUGGUUCAGUAUGUACAGCCUGGAGGAUCCUUGAAGUACUGAGUGAAGAGUCUGCAGUGAGUGACUGGUUGGCUUCAGUGGAGUCCUUGCUCCCUAUUACUACUGUGAUCCCUGAGCAUGUUUUUCUUCUGCUGGUUCACCUCCUUGUUGAAGAUAAAGGACGAAAUCUUCGCCAAAUACUAAAGGUCACUACAGAAUUAGCCCAAGCAGAUUCUUCUCAGGUACCAAAUUUGAUUCCAGUUUUGAUGUUCAAAUUGGGAAGACCACUGGAACCUGUAUUAUACAAUGAUAUUUUAUAUACUUUACCUGCACUUGGUGUUCACAAGGUUUGCAUAGGACAAAUUCUACGAGUAAUCCAACUUCUUGGAACCACUCCACAACUAAGGGCUGUCACUUUGCGCUUGUUGACAUCUUUGUGGGAGAAGCAGGAUCGUGUCUAUCCUGAACUUCAGCGGUUCAUGGCCAUGUCCAAUACGCCCUCUCUGUCUGUGGGCAAGGAAGUCCAGUGGGAAAAACUGAUUGCUAAAGCAGCAUCGAUCAGAGACAUAUGUAAGCAAAGGCCAUAUCAGCAUGGUGCAGAUAUGUUGGCAGCUAUUUCCCAGGUGUUGAAUGAAUGCACCAAGCCUGAUCAAGCUACUCCAGCAGCCUUGGUGUUACAAGGUCUUCAUGCACUCUGCGAAGCUGAGGUGGUGUGUAUUCGCUCCACUUGGAAUGCUCUGUCCCCAAAGCUGAGCUGUGACACGAGACCUCUCAUUCUGAAGACCCUCAGUGAGCUGUUUUCUCUGGUUCCUUCCUUAACGGUCAAUACAGCUGAAUAUGAGAAUUUUAAAGUUCAAGUCCUCAGCUUCCUCUGGACCCACACUCAAAACAAGGACCCAGUUGUAGCAAACGCUGCAUAUAAAUCUCUGUCACACUUCAGCGCCGGAGAGCACACCAUUCUUCAUCUGCCUGAACAGAUAAGACCAGAAAUCCACAUUCCUGAUGAGCUAGAUGAAGAUGAAGAUGAUGAGGGUGAUGAAAAGGAAGUGGAUCUUUCCGUUCCUGGCUCUUGCUAUCUCAAACUGUUGUCACUCACCUCACCUUUGGUUUUACCAGCUUUGGAGGAAUUUUUUACAUCACUCAUGAAACAAGAAAUGGUGAAUAUGCCCCGUGGGGUCUAUCACUUGGCAUUGAAAGGAGGCGGCCGCUUAGACCAAGGAAAGACAGUAGCAGGAAUCCCCAAUUUUAUGUUAAAAAUGUACGGAACGAACAAGCAGCCAGGUUUGAAACCUGGCCUUGCAGGUGGUAUGUUAUUUUGUUACGAUGUUUCAAUGUAUCAGAGUAAAGAUGGUAAACCUUUGAAUCGACUGAUGGCCAAUAGAGGGCGCAGUUUCAAGCAGACCUCACUUGCUCUAGUGCAUGAGGUACACAUCCAGCUUUCUGAGUGGCACCGGGCCAUUUUUCUCCCGCAAGCGUGGCUGGCAUAUAUGACUCGAGCUUAUCAUGCCAUUUUACAGGGCAGAAUAGCAGAGCUGGAGUUGCAGUUAAAACACGGAAAAGAAGGGGCUGAGGAGGUGCAACACAAAAAAAGCACAGCCUGGCUCUGGGUUCGAGACAUGUUGACUGAUGAGAUCACCAAGUCAGCUGCAAAGGACAGCCCAGUGGUUAAAGGCAAUGCACUGUUAGCCUUAAGCAGCCUUGCUGUCGUCGUAUCCAGACAUGAAGCCAGCCUCUCCUCAGAUGCCGAGGGGGUCCUGGAGGUUCAACCUAAUUUCCUUUCAAUGAAAGAGUGGGUUUCCAUGGUGUGUGAUACUCUCCUGGUCAUUGUGGAUAGCCACUACCAACCCAGAGGACAACUUUUCUCCUGUUUUUAUUACAAAUCCUAUUCUGGUGAAAACACAGCUAGUGCCAUCGCCCGUUCUGCGGCCGCCACGGCUUUGUCUCUCCUGGUGCCAGUUUUCAUUAUCUCUUGCAAAGAGAAGGUUGAGGAAAUCCUGAACAUGCUGACUGCCAGGUUACCUGGGAAACCAAGUGCUGAUGAGUCUCAAGCUGUGCAAAUCCACAUGGGCCUUGCUUUGGGGAUGUUUCUCUCUCGUUUGUGUGAGGAGAAACUCAGUGAUAGUUCUGGCCAACAGAUGAACCUUCUUCUGAUGAAGUCCUUGGAUGCCCUGGAGAACUGCUGCUUUGACAGUGGUCUUGAAUACAACACGGGCUGUGUCCUGGGAGUUGGACUUGUUCUGUCCCUCAUGAGCCACAGCAGCCAAACGGAGUCGCGAGUUCACGUGGCAGUGUCGCUUCGCAAGCUCUCUGCAUACCUCGAUGACAGCGGGAGCCAGAGCAGGACGUUUCAGGAGGUCCUUGCCUAUACCCUUAGCUGUGUGUGCACAUCAGCAUUCAGUGCUGGAAUCAUUGAAGCUGCAGAGGCUGAAGACAUUAUGGACAAGCUUCGACUGUUGGUAGAGAACAACCAGCAGACUUCAGGUUUUGCCCUGGCGUUAGGAAACAUCGUUCAUGGUCUGUCUGUGUGUGGACAUGGCAAAGCCGAAGACUUGGGCAACAGACUGCUCCCUGCCUGGAUCAGAACUGUGCUAGCAGAGGGCUCAUCCACAAUGCUCUGCUUGGCAGCUCUUCAUGGCAUGGUGGCCUCAGUAGGCUCUGAAGGGGAUGUAAUGCAGCUGAAGUCGGAAGCCACCCAGAGCUUGCAUUUUCAAGCCAGGCUUAAUGAAGUCAUUAGAACCUUAACACAGGUCAUCGGUGUGUCCGGGGUGAUUGGCCUUCAGUCCAAUGCAAUCUGGCUUCUAGGACAUCUUCACCUAUCUACUCUGUCCUCAAAUCAAAGUAGAACCUCUGUUCCUACUGACUAUAGCUAUUUGCCUGAAAGCAGUUUUAUUAGAGCAGUCAUUGGCUUCUUCAUUACGGGAGGAAAAAAAGGUCCUGAGUCUGUGUCACCUUCCCUGCUCAAGGUCGUGAUGAAACCCACAGCGACGGUCGGCAAGGACUACCAGUACCCGCCAGUGAACUGGGCCGCAUUGCUCUCCCCGCUCAUGAGGCUGAACUUCGGUGAAGAGAUACAGCAGCUGUGCCUUGAAAUUAUGGUGACUCAGGCACAGUCAUCGCAGAAUGCAGCUGCACUGUUGGGAUUGUGGGUGACGCCACCGCUGGUCCAUGGUCUGAGUCUGAAUAUCAAGAAAUACCUCCUAGUAUCUGCACCUCUGUGGAUCAAACACGUCUCCGAGGAACAGAUCCUGGGUUUUGUUGAAAACUUAAUGGUGGCAGUUUUUGAAGCUGCUUCCCCGAUCUCCAACCAUGAGCUAUGCUUGAGCGCCUUGCAGGGUCUGAGCCAGGCUAUGAAACUGCCCAGCCCUGCCCACCACCUCUGGAGUCUGCUCCGUGAAGCUACUGGGAAAAUUUUUGACCUGCUGCCAAGUAAGAUUCGGAGAAAUGAUUUGGAGCUGUAUAUCAGUGUGGCAAAAUGCCUCUCAGAAAUGACAGAUGAUGAAGCCAAUCGGGUUGCCCAGGUUACUGAGAGCAGCAUAGAAAAGGUGGCCUUUGUCAGACUGUACUUGGUCUCUCAAGGACGGUUCCCCUUGAUGGGCUUGACUGACAUGCUCAGUGUUGCUGUUCAGCACCAUGAAAAAGACACGCUGGCCUGGAUGAUGCUGCACAGCCUAUACCACGCACGGAUUGUGAGCCACGCCAACACAGGUGUGCUGAAGAGAAUGGAAUGGCUCUUGGAACUGAUGGGCUAUAUCCGAAAUGUUGCUUACCAGUCAGCACCUGUUCCCAAUGUGGCUCUCGAUGAGGCUUUGGACUUCUUCUUGCUGAUAUUUGCAACCACAGUGGUUGCAUGGGCAGACCAUGCAGCCCCUCUCCUCCUCGGUCUCAGUGCCAGUUGGUUGCCAUGGCAUCAAGAAAAUGGCCCUGCUGAGCCAGCAUCAAGCUUCCUUGGCAGAAGUCCAAUGCACAGGGUCACUCUGCAGGAGGCUCUCACUCUUCUACCCAGUAGCAUGCUUCUUCUGCUGCAGAAAGAGCCGUGGAAGGAACAGACCCAGAAGUUCAUCGACUGGCUAUUCAACCUCAUGGAAAGCCCUAAAGAAGGCCUCUCUGUAAGAUCCAAGGGUCUUUUAAGAGCCACCCUGCUGUCCUUAAGAGUUCUCCCAGAGUUUAAGAAGAAAGCCGUGUGGACCAGAGCGUAUGGCUGGUGAGCGGUUUUGCCGUAGCCAGCCACGUCCUCAGCUGGGAAACGAAAACCACACACACGGAAGCAGUUGCUCAGAAUUUGCACCUGGGAUCCCUGAGACAUGAUGCAGAGAGUUAUUAGCCAACAGUCUGAGCCAUGAAUGCCAGGAGAGGGGGCACUGCUUUGGUCCCCAGGCCAGUGGAGACUGAAAUGAAAACUUGAACUUUUUUUUAAUUUGGCUAGAGUUCCACCUUAAGAUUUUCAUUGUGAAACUUUGACUGUAAAAAUUCCUCACCUCCAAAAAAAAUUCUAGUAAAAUAAUCUGAAUUUUGUGAAUUUUACUUAUUUCAAGGCAUAGGUAAGAUUUUACUAGCAAAAGCAAACUAUAGUAUUGACGGAGGAAUUACAGUUUAUUUUUUAUUAAGUAUAUAGAGGAUAUUCAUUGAUUCAAUGAGUUAGACAUCUUUUCUUAUUGAUGUAUUCUCUUCGAACUGCUAUACACAUUUAAAUAAUAAGCAUGGUGUUAAACAGUUGCUAAAUCAGAUUCAUUAGCAAUGACUAUAAUUUUCUUUUGCUUGAGUCUCUUGAAUACGGGUGAAAAUGACUUCAGCUAAAAAGGAGAAUAUAACUUGUUCACAAACCAAGAAUUAAAGAGUAGAUCUGUCCGGGCACAGCCGCAUCCAGGGAGUCAGACAAUGUCGUCAGGCUCUUCCUCUCGCGUCACCCCGUGUAGUUGUCAAGGUGCCUUUGCUCACAGGUGUGCAGUAGCAACAGGGGGAGGACUCCAGUUCAUCUCGAGUCACAUGUGAGCUCCUCGUAAGUGGGGUACUCUGGGUCGCAUGUCCCCGUGUACUGGGUUCCCCCAGAAGAAAGAUUAUGGAAUGCUAGGCAAGGAAAACAUGACAAAUACCUCCUGGAAAGAUUAAUCUUUUUUGUAAGUACAAAUUCCUAUCUUAAUCAGGAUCACUAGCAGCCUAAUGAUAAGUAAAUGAAGACAUGUGACAGUGUCCUCAAGGGUUGCAUUUUACUCAACAGCUUGAGAAUCAGCCAGCAUUUUAAUUUUGAUGUUUGCUCAUUAUCUUCUCUUUAUACAGUCAUUAAUCAGGGUUGCCAUUAGCCAAUCACUUAAACAUACUGCUGUACAUGUAUACAGGAUCACUGGGGAGAGAUCUCGUGUCGCUGGAAUAGCGUACUUUUGUGUCUGUCAUGCUACACGCAGUGCCUGCUGCUUUCUAAGCGCCAUGGGACUUGCGGCAUUCCCGUGUGACAGUGCCUCAAUGUUGUCUCCAGGUGUACCUACUUAGGAUAAAAAUAGAUCGACUAAUUUUGUUUUCCAAAUAGCUAGAUUUAUGUUUUUAGGUCUGAAGAAAUUGUGCUUCACUGUGUAACUCACAUGCUGUUCCCAGGUCACAGUUCUUUCUUUGGCUGAGAUGCCUACAGAAAAAAAAAAAAGGAAGGGAAUGCGAGCUCUCGGGUGGUAUUUACUCGCAUUGCCGAUAUUUCAUAUAUAUUCUUCUUUAGAGGCUGAGCUAGAGAGAAAUGAAUUUAAAGGAAGCAAAAAUGUAGAGUAUUUACAGUAGAAGCCAGCUUCCCUCUUUUUCCCACCUACAGUUUCUUGUACUUCCUUCAGUGAGAGAUUGCAGUUCAUCUAAUAUUUAUCGUUAGAUGCCAGGCAGUGCAGUGGAGCUUUCGCUUGUGUUAUCUUACUUAACUUAUGCAACGAGACUGUGAAGAGGCAUUAUUUUCUAUUUUUAAAUGGAGAAAACACAUCUUAGAAGCGACAGAGCUAUUCCUAGAACCAAGCUCCUAGAACUUCAGAUGCAGUUCUACUACAUCAGGCUCAUCAACACACACUUUAAGAUGGAAACUUCCACCAAUGAUUAAACCUUAGUUUUAAUAUACUUGUGGUUUAAUAUGCUUUAUUAAACCUAUGGCUUAUAUGCUUAAGGUAGUUGCUGUAGUCAGAUCAAAGAAAUAAUCCUGGCUCAUGUUAGUAAGUCUCUAAAAUUGAGAAGUUUAGGAGCUACAGUGCAGAGGAACAGGUCCUCUGUGGGUUGAAGGACUGUAGAUUCCUGGGCCGGGUUGCAAACAUGGAUGGCAAUAAAGAACAGAGAACAGGAAGUGGACACUGAGGAGCUACUCUGCAGUUUUCUCCCGAGAGAGAGCUGGCUGAUACUCAGGGGAAGGAUGAGGAGUCAGCCCGUUCUGUGCAGACUUCGUCCCUGCCCCUGCCCUUGACUAGGACACAGACGAGUACAAAGGCAGGGGUAAGAUGUGCCUCCGACCCCUCUACCCUCACUCCCUGUUUUUGUCACCAGCAUUCUUGUGCACAAAAUGUGUGGGGUUUUCCUAUUCAUGGGAACCUCUAAAGAGUCUAAAAUGGAAGACUCAAAAUUUGAAAACCUAAAAAUUUUAGAAUCUCAACAUUCUAAGGUAUAGGACACUGGAAUAGUAAUACCCCUUCAUUUGGUUACCUGUAUGACCUUAGGUAGGAAUUAAUUAUUCCCUUAGGAUAUUUUACUUUUUUCCUUCAAACCCAGAAGUCUGCUUUUUUAGACCAGAUGUUCCAAACUCUAUACAAAAGAAAAAGUUUCCUUACCAGUCAUCUUCUGUUAUUUUCUGAAAUCAUAAGUCACCAAGACAAACAGUAUGUUGAGAUAUCCUAACAAGUCGUCAUGUGGGGUUAAAGCCAUGUCGUGUGUCUCAGAAAUAUCCAAAUGCCCUGGUUCUGGAUUUGAAAAGUGUUCAUUUGGAACAGAUGUUGGGAUUCAUGUAAGUGCCUAAAAUCUUUUGUGUUAUAUUUUUAUCUAGUGGCUCUGUGGGAAUUAAUCAGUUGUUAAUAACCUUUUUUCGAAGUUAAUUGAUGGAGUUAAUUUCUCCAAAUGGUUUUAACCAAAGAGAUUGAUAUAUAACUAUAUAAGGAAUAAGAUUUUGUUAAGGACUCAACUAGUCUCUUGAAAUAACUUAAUCACUUUGAAAGUAAGCUGUAGGUGUAGAUUUUUGGUAAGCACUUUGGUAAAUUGCUGUUUUAGAAGAUAAAUCAGAUCAUUUGGUAAAGAGGAUGGGCCCUCCCUUAAAGUCCGAGUCGUUGGCCACGUCUCUGGUCAGUUUGUGUCUCUGACCCAAACCAGCCUCUGGUCAGCAGCAGGCAUUUCAGUGGAACCAAGGGGCAGCGUGAGGCCACCACGUCCACAUCCCUGGUCACUCUUGGGGAAGCCACCGCCCAGCAUCACCUCCAUGUGUGAGUGUGUUCGUCACCACUCUGGGCUGGGGGAGGGGAACAUGCUUUCAGAUUUUCCGGAAGGAAAUACUUUAUUCUAAAUCUGGAAAUUCUAAAGUUUCUUAAAAUGUAUGAUACAUAUUGUAUUUAUGAACUAGUAAGUCAACAUGUAAUCUAUUAAUAUUCACAAGGUAAAUUUUGUGAAUUUUUAAUUCACAAAAAUUUUAAAAAUUUUAAAUUAUAAUUUAGAAAGAACAUUCAAUUCUUUUCAAACAUAGGGAACCUGUGAAGAAAUAUCCAGCUAAAUUAUUGAAUAUGAAACUGAAGAAAAACGACGGGGAUGACUCCCUGACUCUGGUUUUAUUUCUUGGAUAAAAGGAAUAACCUACCUGACGAGGUAGCUGUGAGGGUUAAAAGAAUACAAAAAUGUGCUUUCUGAAUUCUAAAAUGUAACAGAAAUGCUACCACUUUUAUAUGUUUCACUGAAAAUAGUAGCUGUAAUGCUUGGAUACAGGCCUGCAGUGUACAUGGGGACUUGGUAAGAUAUGGAAAUUUCUUUUUUUAUUAUUUUUUUUAUUGAUUAUGCCAUUACAUUUGCUCUAUUCCCCCCUCCAUUCCCCUCCACCCUGCAUACCCCUCCCCCACCAUUUCCCCCUUUAGUUCAUGAACACGUGUCUGAAAUUCUUUAGAUUCUGUAUUUCCCCUACUAUUCUUACCCUCCCCCCUAUAUAUUUUCUCUCUACUGUCUAUGCUACUUAUUUUCUGUACCUUCUCCCCCCUUCUCCUCCUCCCACUCCCCUGUUGCUAACCCUCCAUGAGAUCUUCAUUUCUAUGUUUCCACUCCUGAUCUAGCUGUCCUCUUAGUUUGCUUUUGUUUUAGGUGUGGUUGUUACUAACUGUGAGUUUGCUGUCCUUUCACUGUUCAUCUUUUUUAUCUUCUUUUUCUUAGGUAAGUCCCUUUAACAUUUCAUAUAAUAAGGGCUUAUCAGGUGUUCUCCUUAACAGUUAAAACACAGAAGCAAGUAAUAGCACAUUAAGAAAAGAUACUUAUAUAAAUUUUUAAACUAUAUUAGGUUUCUUCUGAACAUGAGGUACUCUAAGAUUAAUCAAAUAUAAUGGAAACAUCACCCAAUUUACCAGAUUUCUUAAAAUUUUUGUUUUCUGGAUGUACUGGUAGUAAUCCACAAAGUCAGAUUUGCAAAACAAUUGUGUCUAUAAUGCGCCACCAGAGAAGGUUCUAAGGUGCAAAGUGAACAGGACAUGAUGUUCCUGUUCUCAUGGAGCUUAUGUUCAGAAAAUAUAAAUCAGGAAACCAUCAUGCCAUAAAGGAAAGCUUCCAGGAAAUAUGCUACAAUUUUUUUACUCCUGAGUAGCCCUUUAUAAUUUACAAAAGUUUAACGUACCGUCCUUCCUCUGCUCUUCACAACCACCUGGGGCGGUUAUGGAAACGAACUUGGGGAUUCACUCAGUACGUAAACAUCGGAGCUGGAUCUCCAGUCAACCCCAGUGUUCUUAACUCCAGACCGCUCUGCUCUCACAGGACCCGUGGUUCGGCCGAGCACCACGAAGUAAGUGCGCAGUGGACUCCUACAUUAUCUAAUAAAUUAAGGGAUGUUUUUACUAAUUGAUUUUCAUAAAGAAUUGACUAACCUUCCUUAAAGCAAGAUUUAAAAUGCCAGAUACCUUAGCAAAGAUAGAUUAAUUGGUUAAUAAUUUCCACUGAGUAUCUUGAAAAACUAUUUAAGAGUAAGAAAAUGCACAGAAAACGUUUUUUUUAAGAUUUUAUUUUCAGAGAAAGGGCAGGGAGAAAGAGGGAGAGAAACAUCGAUUGGCUGCCUCUCUCGCAAAACUCCAGCUGGUGCCCCGACCAGGAAUCAAACUGAUGACCUUUCAGUUAGCAGGCUGGUGCUCCGUUCACUGAGCCACACCAGCCAGGGCAGAAAACUUUAACUUAAAUAGUUCUUAUUCACAACUCUCUGUCCAAAGCUGAAACACAGUACAUUCAAAAGCUGUGGUUCCCAAACUGUGGUGUGCAUGAGGCUCAUUUGAGGGCCCUAUCAAAAUGCAGGCUCCGGGCUCUCUGGUCAGAUCUUUAGUGCAAUCCAGACAUCCAAAGACAAACACCAUACAAUUUCACUCAUGUGGAAUCUAAUGAACAAACUGAACUAGUAAGGAAAAUGGGGACAAACUCAUAGAGAACAGAAUGACAGCUUGUUGGGGGCAGGGGAGGUGAGGGAUCGGAGCGACUGAGGGGAGGAAAAAGGAAUCCGCAUUUUAAACAGGCACUGGUUAGUUCUGUGACCAUUGCUCCCUGGAGAUACUUUGAGUAAAUGAUCUGGAGAAAAGAACCAAAUCAAAAUUAGCAUAUCACAUAGAUCCAGAAGAAGAAAUAAAAAUUAUCUAAACACAGGAAAAACAAAAUAAUGUUUCAAAGUAAAAAUAAAUGAGGAAGAUGUUGAGGAAAGAGGAGAUAAUUUUUAUUUAAAUUCCUUUGAACUUUAGCCCAAUAAAAUAAAAAUGUAACUGUGUUGUAUUUGUGCAUAAAUUUAAAUAAAUGUAA
Molecule: messenger RNA, 11264 nt
Organism: Artibeus jamaicensis (Jamaican fruit-eating bat)
Lineage: Eukaryota; Metazoa; Chordata; Mammalia; Chiroptera; Phyllostomidae
Gene: FOCAD
Product: focadhesin
Exons: 44
Coding region: 92-5509 (1805 amino acids)
Biological process (GO): regulation of post-transcriptional gene silencing
Source: RefSeq, a predicted model, not a curated record